AUGGCCGCCUUCAUCCGCCCCUCCUCCGGUGCCAUGAUGGGAACAAUCAUGAGAGUCCCAGCUGUCUACUCUGCAAAGUCAGCACCGUUGGCUUUGACUCUUGUUCGCCAGGCGCAAGUCACACAAUUUCAUAGCUCAGCCAAGAGGGAGAUUCUUACACCUUUGCCACAGGUUGUUAAGGGAACGAUGAACGAUGCUGCUCCUGUCCCCCACACUUCCCCUAGCCAUGGUAGCUACCACUGGACCUUUGAGCGCCUCAUCGCCGCCGGUCUUGUUCCUCUCACCAUCGCCCCCUUCGUCGGCGGCUCCCUCAACCCCGUUAUGGACUCCAUUCUCGCCGCCGGACUUGUCCUCCACUCUCACAUUGGAUUCCAAGCCCUUAUUAUCGAUUACUUGCCCCAACAACGAGUCCCCAAGACCCUCGCACUGUUCAAAUGGGGUCUACGCGCUGCCACCCUGACUGUUGCUGUUGGAUUGUACGAAUUCGAGACGAAUGAUGUUGGUAUUACCGAGGCGAUUAAGAGGGUGUGGACCGCAUAG
This is a messenger RNA of Talaromyces marneffei, 540 nucleotides long. RefSeq lists its product as uncharacterized. Gene Ontology annotation, cellular component: membrane; mitochondrial envelope. The coding region runs from base 1 to 540 and encodes 179 amino acids. The transcript is spliced from 5 exons. The record is from RefSeq and is a predicted model, not a curated record. NCBI's taxonomy places the organism in Eukaryota, Fungi, Ascomycota, Eurotiomycetes, Eurotiales, Trichocomaceae. Gene Ontology annotation, molecular function: ubiquinone binding; heme binding. Gene Ontology annotation, biological process: tricarboxylic acid cycle; mitochondrial electron transport, succinate to ubiquinone.